This is a messenger RNA of Phytophthora sojae, 285 nucleotides long. RefSeq lists its product as hypothetical. The record is from RefSeq and is a predicted model, not a curated record. The transcript has a single exon. The annotation marks the transcript as partial. Lineage: Eukaryota; Oomycota; Peronosporomycetes; Peronosporales; Peronosporaceae.
AUGGCCACCAACUCGACAUCGACGACCUCCACCUCGACUGCCGCUUCGUCGAACAAAACCUGCAUCAACGUUUCGGUCGAAGGAGACGCAACGUAUUGCAUCCAGGGCCCCAUUUGCAGCGGCUCAGGCAGUUCUUCUGCCGGUUCCUGGUGCCCCCUGAAGGGCGCUGUUGCCGUGAAAGACUGCAACAGCAACAAACUGCCCAGCUGGACGAGCGCUGGCACGUGUGUGGCUCCGUCGGAUGCGGUUUGUGCGAAGAUCAAAACUGGCGCGUGGGGCUGCGUG